Molecule: messenger RNA, 2528 nt
Organism: Neoarius graeffei (lesser salmon catfish)
Lineage: Eukaryota; Metazoa; Chordata; Actinopteri; Siluriformes; Ariidae
Gene: tab3
Product: TGF-beta activated kinase 1 (MAP3K7) binding protein 3
Exons: 7
Coding region: 233-1846 (537 amino acids)
Cellular component (GO): extracellular exosome
Molecular function (GO): ubiquitin binding
Source: RefSeq, a predicted model, not a curated record
AAAUAGGGUGAGCAGCAGCGGGUUCGGUGAGUUUAGCCUGUAGUGUGUUGGAGCCGCUGGAGAAUUUGAAGCGCUGCAGGAUUUGUACUGAUGUUCUAACCGCAGCGAGCAGAAAAUAAACUCCGAAAUCCUGCACUGGACUUCAAUGGCAGCGAGGAGCCGCGGCACGGUGAUGAGAGAAGAGCAGCUGCUGCCCUCGCGGCUGCCGGCUCAGUAAGGCUGUGGGCUCAGCAUGGCACAGGGAGCACCGCAGUUGGACUACCACGUCCUGCAAGACCUGAAGCAGCGUUUCCCCGAGAUCCCAGAGAACGUCGUGUCCCAGUGCCUUCUGCAGAAUAACAACAACCUGGAGGUGUGCUGCCACCUGCUGGCUCAGGAAAGCAGUCGCUACCUGUACGAGGAGUUCCACAGCCCGGAGGAGGUGCACCUGAACCGCAUGCUGCACAUCAGCGUCAGUGGCUUCCCUCCGCCCGAGAGCACCAACGCCAAUGCCAACUCCAACACCGGCUACACCACCUACUUCAUCAGCGACCGUGGGCGUUCAGCCAGCACGCCCACCCCUCCGCCCACCGUGCAGGGCAUUUCGCCCACCUACACCCCCGUGCCCUCCCGCUACAUGACCCCCAUCACCCUGGCGCUGUCCUCAAACAUCCCGUCUGCCCCUCAGGCGCUUCAAAUUCCUCCUGGUGCGUACGGGAACAGCGGGAGCCCCCUGUACAUGCGCCCUUCUCCUUCUCAGAGCCCUCAGCCCUCGCCCUGGGCGUCGCCCGGCGCGCCCGUGUACUCUCCCUCUCCUUACAGCACUCCACCGUACCAGUCGCCCUACAGUUCGCCCCAGCACCAUGCCUUUCUCCCCAUCAGCCCUCCUACCCUGCCGUAUCAGCAUGUCCCCUACAGGCCCUACAUGCCCACCAAAGGCUCCAUGAAGAACCAGAUCGAGAUCACGCUGGACGGGCGGCAGCGCAGUAACUCGCCCAUCCACGCUCCCCAGGGGCCGCUCUACAUGCCCAGCAGCUCCUCCCCAAGCUCCCCAUCCAGGGCCAUUAGCAUGGCACCACCCCCUGGCACCUCCUUUCACCCGGGCGUGUACCGGAGUGGCACACGCCCCCGUCCCGCCUCCUCUCCUCAAGCCGGAAGCUCUGCCUACAUCAAGAUUAAAAUGGGGCCGAGUCAGCAGCUGGGAUCAGGAUCUCCGUCGCCGCCCGUGGAAACGGAGUCGCUCCUGAACAUCGUGGAUCAGGGCGAGAAACAUGGUGCUCCCGCCCCCAUCCUGCCCAUCUCGGCCACGCCAGGCAGCGGAGUCAGCCACAUCAGCCCCUUGCCCCGACGCUCCAGCUCUGGCUCAGAUGACUACGCCUACACACAGGCUCUGUUGCUGCACCAGCGCGCGAGAAUGGAGCGUCUGCGGAAGGAGCUGCUGGCUGAGAGGCAGAAGCUGGAGCAGCUGAAGGCCGAGGUCAACGAAAUGGAGUAUGACGCACUGCAGAGGCGCUUUAGACGCGUCAACAGCUCCAGUCUAAUCCCACAGCCUGAAGAGAUGACCAGAGUCCGAUCGCAGAACAGACAGCUGCAGAUCGACAUUGACUGCACCAUGAAGGAGACGGACCUGCUUCAGUCUCGAGGCAAGUUUGACCCGAAAGCCAUGAACAACUUUUACGAUAACAUCCAGCCUGGUCCGGUUGUCCCGCCCAAAAAAGAUAGCGGAGGAGGGCCCAGACCAAAGCCGGCGCCGCCGCAGCGUGACGAGGACUUCGAGGGCGCUCAGUGGAACUGUGAGAGCUGCACUUUCCUCAACCACCCGGCUCUGAACCGCUGCGAGCAGUGCGAGAUGCCGCGCUACACCUGAAACACCGCCGUUUUUAGCACAGCCCCGCCCAUGGCUCAAACAAACACCCCUGCCCCCACCCCGCCAAACCUUUGCCUCACACCACCUUUCCCUUCCCAUCAUGCACCUUUCCAGGCCCUGCUGAGGGAGAUGCGACCAAAUCAGUGUACUCAUCCCCCCCCUUAGGUCAUGCUCCCUUUUGAUCUUAAUCAGGCCCUGCCCCCACCCUGCUGGGCCUUAAUCUGGCCACACCCCCUCAUCUGUGCACUUGUUUGAGUGACUUUUUUUUUUUUUCUUUUCCUACUGAAAAUUGAUCAGGCGAGCCUAAGUGAGCAAAACGGGGACUGGUCGGCUUCUGAGCUGAGGUAGUGUGGUGGUGGGUGGGUGAGUGGGCGUGGCCACCUUUCCAGGCAGAAAGAGACAGCUAUGUUUACACGUAGAAGGGAACCUGAGCCGACCGGACGGUAAAGCGACGCAGGCCAGGCUCUGGUUGAUCUUACUGUAGACGUCACACUGUAUGUGCUCGUGGAGAGCUCCUCGCUGAGUGAAGAACACUAAGAGACAAAAGUGCACAUGAAUUCUGUCCUACCUGGUACUUUUAUGCAUAUUAUGCCAUACUGUAUUGUGUUCAGAGGUGUUGAUUUAUUUCCUGUGCAAAUGCAUCACGUUGCUGUACUUAAUAAAGGAGUCGAUUCUAUGUGAU